Molecule: messenger RNA, 4811 nt
Organism: Papilio xuthus (Asian swallowtail)
Lineage: Eukaryota; Metazoa; Arthropoda; Insecta; Lepidoptera; Papilionidae
Gene: RhoGEF2
Product: Rho guanine nucleotide exchange factor 2
Exons: 36
Coding region: 282-4811 (1509 amino acids)
Biological process (GO): G protein-coupled receptor signaling pathway
Cellular component (GO): cytoplasm
Molecular function (GO): G protein-coupled receptor binding; guanyl-nucleotide exchange factor activity
Source: RefSeq, a predicted model, not a curated record
UCGAGAAAGAGCAAAAUGGCCGAAACUCGUUGGACAGCGACAGACGUCCCGUGAAAUAUGCGUAAUGUUGAGCGGUCAUCGUUGUAAAUAAACAUUAAAGUGGCAGUGUCGUAAUCAUAGCAGUGAUCAGUGGCAGUGUAUGGUCUCUUUACAUGAGUGUUAAUCCCGUGCUAAUACUAAUACAGUGAAAGAGUUGUGUUAGUUUAGUGUUUUGUACCUUGUUUUUAAGAAAAACUUCGCUCUGACUUCAGUUUUGGAUUUAUGUUUACUUGAACUCGGUGAUGCUGGGCGGGUCGGGGCCGGGGCCUGGGGGAGGGGGCGGGGGCGGGGGCGAGCCGGGCGCAGGAGAGUUGCUCACCGUCACCGUGGUGCGCGACGAGCACGGCUACGGCAUGAAAGUUUCCGGUGACAACCCCGUUUACGUGCAGUCAGUCAAAGAGCACGGGGCAGCGUGGCGCGCUGGCUUGCGCGCCGGCGACCGCAUUCUCUGUGUGGAUUCAGUCCACGUGUACCAACAUACGCACCAGCAGGUCGUGCACAUGAUACGAGCGAAACCAACAACAGUGCUGACUGUCCAGCAGAACAGCUCGCGGACCAAGAUGCCCAUCACUGCGCCACUCCCCGUCAAUCCGGAGAACCAGCGUCAGCUGGAGGAGUCGAAGGUGCUCACGAUGAGGCUCAUGCUGCAGAAAGAGCAGAAAUACAUCAGGGAGCUGCGAAAUGAAGUGCAGAAAGUACCAGAUGUAAGGAAGCAGGCGCAGUUAGAGGCGGCCAUACAGAGGUGCUCCAAACUGCAACACGAAAUUGACACCGUCAUGGCGGCGCAGACGGACAGUCGCGGCGCGCCAGUGUUGCACGCACGCAGCCAGUCCUCGCCGGAACAGCUGGAGCAUGAUCUGUCCAGGACGAGCACGGAGGGCGGGGCGUGUCCGGAGCGCGCGUGGGAGCCGCCCGGCACGCCGCCCCCGCCCUACGCACACAAUACCCAGCCGUGUGUGGACCCACAAAGAGCUAUCAUAUCGAUGGAAGAAGAUGACCCGCCGACAUCAGUGAAUUCAAGUAGUUCUGGCCUGUUCUCCAAUCUCCGUUCAGUCAGAGAUUCAAGAGCUAGGAUGGCCGUCUUGCUCAACUGGCUCAUCGGCGAGAGAAGAUGUCCGUACGCGUGGCUGGUGCUGGUGCUGACGGAGCAGUUCCGCACCGCCGCCGUGCCCGCCGCCACGCUGCGCCGCUGGGCAUACGAGAUACAGUCCUCCUUCCUCAUGCCGCACGCGGUGUUGCAGCUGAAUGGUGUGGACGAGCACAUGGCCAAUGAGAUAGAUCACGUCUUGUUAUACGAGCAUCACAAGGAGGAGGUGCUGCGCAAUGUGUUCCGCAAGGCGCGCGCCAAGGCCAAGGAGGAGCUGGCGGCGCAGCUGCGCGACUUCCAGCUCAAGCGGCAGGUCGGGCUCGGCGCACUCUACGGCCCUGACGAUGCCGUGCUCGACAAGUGCACCGUGGACAAGGCGCAGGAGCAGGUGGUGGUGGAGCGGCUGCUGUACGAGGUGAUCCGCGCGGUGUGCAGCGAGGGCGCGGUGGGGGGUGCGGGUGGUGGUGGUGGUGGGUGCGCGCCCCCCUUGCCGGGCGGGUCGUCCCCCCCCGCGCAGCGCGCCCUGCUGGCCGCGCUCGCAGCUGCAGCCUGCAGCAUGGACUGCAGGCCGGCGGCGGUGGCGGCGGCGGGGCAGGCCGCGGGCGCGCGCGAGUCCUUCCUGCUGCGGGACAAGCUGUACAAGCAGCGCCUCAAGCACAUCGCCAAGCAACGCCCGCAGCCGUACGUGGUGCGCGGACACCAGCUGCAGCUGCAGGCGCUGACGUCGGUGGCGCACUGCCACCACUGCGACCUCGUCAUCUGGGGCCUCGCGCCGCAAGCCUACGUCUGCGCCAACUGCAAGCUGCGCGUGCACCGCGAGUGCGGCAAGGCGGUGGAGGAGGGCUGCGUGCUGGACGGCGAGGCGCACAACAACAGGAUCUCGCGCUUCAUGGAGCGCAUACAUCCCAACAACAUGCCCGGUCAGGACACAGCAGAUAAGAAGUCUCGCAAGGCAUCCGCAAACUCACACUUUCUCAACGUGGAGCGGAGCUUCAGGAAAAUGGAGGACGAGACCACCUGGGAGCAGACUCUCACGCCCGCGCCCCUCAUAGGCGAGUCCCGGCGAGAGGGAUCAACAGAGGAGCCGAGCGCGCCCGAAGCGGACGCGGACUCCGCGGACACCGCCAAAGAACAACCUGACAAGGAGCACAAUUGGCGCGGGGGAGGUGGAGGGCGCGGCGUGAAUCGUGCGGAGAGCUGCCGGGAGCGAGACGCGCCGCGCCGCGGGAAACAUCGCAACGCGUCAGACCCCAACCGCCUCACCGCGCACCACAAUCAUGACCUGGAGCCGGGCACGCCGACAGCGCCCUCUGGCAGCUCCAGCAGUUCCAGUUUAUCUUCUAGAAGUAACGAGAGUAACACGGUCGCCGCUGACCAACAAGCUUCCCCGUCAGACCUGUCGGAGGAGGAGGAGCCGCUGGCGGCGCAGUGGGCGGACAGCCUGCCGCCGCACCUGCUCGACACCCUGCUGCUCUCCGCCAGGCUGAGGAAGCGCCAGGAGGUCAUACAUGAGCUGAUCGUGUCGGAGGGGUCGCACGUGCGCUGGCUGAAGGUGCUGGACACGGUGUUCCACCGUCCGCUGCUGCGCGCGCCGGCCUUGCUUGCGGCCGAGGACGUGCGCGCGCUCUUCCCCAACCUGCAGCAGGUGCGCGAGCGUCACGCGCGCCUCUACGCCGAGCUGCGCGCCGCGCGCAACCACGCGCCCGACCACAUCGUGCAGAUACAGCCCGUCGCCCAGGCGCUGCUCAACACGCUGGGCGAGGCGGGGUACGCGGGCUGUCUGGCGCGCUUCUGUCGCGGGCAGCGGCUGGCGCUGGAGGCGCUGCGCGAGCGCCGCCGCAAGCACAAGGAGCUACACCAGUUCCUCUGCGGCCGCGAGCAGCUGCCGCUGUGCGGCCGACUGCAGCUGCGCGACCUGCUCGCCUGCGUCUGGCAGAGGUUAACAAAGUACCAGCUGCUGCUGGAGAGCGUGCUGAAGACUGUGAGCGAGGAGGGAGGGGAGGGCGUGCCGGAGGGCGGGGCGGCGGAGGGGUCGGAGGCGGGAGGUGCGGCGGCGGCGAGGCGCGCGCUGGCUGUGGCCAAGGACGUGCUGCACACUGUCGACACCGCCAUACGUACUGCUGAGAACGAGCACAGACUGCGCAGUAUCCAGAGCAAGCUGGAGGUGCGCGCGGGCAGCGGGCCCGAGUGGGAGGAGCUGCGCCGGCUGGACCUCACCACCAGGUCCCUGCGUCUGGAGGGAGACCUGGCCCUCCGCAACGACUCCUCCAAGAGGGUCAAUGUGCUGGCGCUGAUGCUGUCGGACUGCCUGGUGCUGCUGCAGCGCGAGGGCGAGCGCUUCGUGCUGCGCCCCAUCAGCCAGCCCAGCCAGCAGGGACCGCUCUCGCCCCUCAUCAAGUGGGACAAGGUGCUGUUCCGACCUAACGCUGCUGUACGCAACACCUUCUUCCUCAUGAACAUCAACGGUGUGCAGAUGCACGAGCUCUCCGCCAACACCGCCGCUGAGUACGCCACAUGGGUGAAGCACAUCCAGCAGGCGCCGCUGGCCACGCUCACGGAGCUGAAGCCGCUCGUCGCCCACCACCACUCGCGCUCCAACGACGACUCCGGUAUAAACGUGUCAAGGAAUCCAUCCGACGCGUCCGAGAAGUCGUCAUCCACUGCGCCCGACGAGGACCGCGACACUGACCAUCCCGAGCGUGACACCGACCACCCCGAGCGUGACGCCGAGCGUGACGUCGAGCACGCCGAGCACGACCCGCCCGAGCCCGAGCACGCCGAGCACGCCGGCGAGCGGGACCGCACUUCCACCGAGAGACUCGACCACGACAGAGACGAGAAGAGAGACGACAUCGCCAGAGAUGGAGACUCGGACGACUCCAACAGACAGCGGCGGGCCACUGUGGGGCGCAUCAGCACGCACUGCGGGGAGCUGCUGCCCGCGCUGGCCGGCCGGGACGCGCUCACCGUGCGCGACCCCCCCGCGCGCGCCCUCGUGCACACCGCGCGCCGCGCCCUCACGCACCAGGAACGUCUGCGGCGGCUGGACGAGGUGAUCAGCCGCGCUCUGCGCGCCAAGAGCAGCAUCGUGGGCGAGCUGCUGGGCGUGCCCGCAGAAAGCUACGCCCAGGUCGCCGACCUCGCUGUCGCCGAAACCCUCGGACAAGUCGACAUGUCGGACAUGGAGCCGGCGGGGGCGCAGGCGGAGGGUGAGGUGGACAUCCACCAGCUGCUGCUCGCCGCGCACGAGCAGGCGAACCAACUGACGGAGCUGCUGGCGAAGGCGCUGACGGUGGACGAGUCGAGCGCUAUGGCGGCGCGGAGCGGGCGCUGCGACACGUGCCGCCGCGCCCCGCCCCUCGCACACACGCGCCCCGCCCACAACGCGCUCCCGCACUCUCACGACGCUGACGCAAGCGCUCCAAAUUACGAAGACUUGGAGGAGUCGAGCGAUCGACCCGAUGAGCUAUCCGAGCUGGAGGCCUGCUUGCGCUCCUCGGAGCAGGGCGAGGGUGACGAGGGAGUGUACGACCUGCUGCUGCCGCCCAGCGCGCCCCCGACCACGCCCGCACCCACCGCACCGCCCGCGCCGACCGCUCCGCCCGCUGUACCGCCCAGGGAGCCCGCAGAGCCGCCCUUUGGUGAGUUACGCUGCUUUCUCACGGUUGCUUUACGUAUUAACUAG